Molecule: messenger RNA, 3834 nt
Organism: Aedes albopictus (Asian tiger mosquito)
Lineage: Eukaryota; Metazoa; Arthropoda; Insecta; Diptera; Culicidae
Gene: Sym
Product: symplekin
Exons: 5
Coding region: 247-3759 (1170 amino acids)
Cellular component (GO): mRNA cleavage and polyadenylation specificity factor complex
Source: RefSeq, a predicted model, not a curated record
UUUGAUCUCUAGCUGUCAAAUUUUGCAAGUUUGUCGGCUUGGCAUUACGAGUUUAUCGAAAUUUUCCCCCAAAAAUUGCAAAAAUUCGCUUUAAAAGUUUGUAAAAAUGGAAUUUCCAUCAUAAAGCAACAAUCGCGUGAGAUACUUUUCCAUUUGAAGUGAUUUUUUUGUGUAGAACUCGGUGAAAUACGCUCUGCAAAAAACUUCAAACGCUCGGCAAUCGCGUAGCACAAAACUCCGGGAAAAAUGGACUUCUUCCGCAGUUCCAGCUUCAGCCAAGAAACGGCUUCGCUGUUCAUGGACGAGAAGAUUGCGUCCGCCCGUGGAAAGAUCAUCGAAGCGCUGAAUGAAUCCCUGACGGCCAACACCACACAGAAGUGUGAAAUCAUUGCCAAAGUGCAGGAACUGAUCAUCCACUCGGACGCGGAGCUGUUGUUGGAAUUUUUGGACAACAUUCUUGCGUUUGCACACGAUUCGAACCAGGAAGUGCGCAAAUCGGUGGCCGGAUUCAUCGAGGAAGUUUGCAAGGCGAACAUCAGCCAUUUGCCGAAGGUGGUUCAUAUUUUGUUCGCGCUUCUGCGGGACACGGCACCGAGCGUUACGAAGCGAGUAAUCCAGGGAUGUGGAACGAUCUACAAACAAGCGCUGCAGUGGAUUUGCUCCCUGUCGGAUAUCACGGAGGAAGUGGAGCAAGCGUGGAACACUUUAUGCCUGAUUAAGGCUUCGAUUUUGGACAUGAUUGACAAUGACAACGAUGGUAUUCGGACGAAUGCAAUCAAAUUCCUGGAGGGUGUGGUUAUCCUCCAGACCUACCCGGACGAGGACAGUAUGAAGCGGGAGAACGACUUUUCCUUGGAGAAUAUUCCGCUGACGUUGAAGAUUGCUCGGCGGCGGAAGCUGGAAGAUGAAGCAGGACAUAUUUUUGAGUUGCUGCUCCAGUUUCAUGCUGCUUCGUACAUUUCUCUGGUCAAUCUGAUUGCUUGUACGGGAACGCUAUGUAUCAUAGCAAAGAUGCGACCUUCCAUGAUGAACCAGGUGGUGGAAGCUCUGGCGAAUCUCCAUUCCAACUUGCCGCCCACUCUGUCGAACUCCCAGGUCAGCUCCGUCCGUAAGAAGCUCAAAAUGGAAUUCUUGAAUCUGCUGAAACACCCAGCCUGUUACGAACAUCAAACCAGCAUCGUUCAAAUCCUCCAGGACCUCGGCGCUUCGAACAGUGAAAUUGGCCGCGCCAUUCCCAAAUUGGACAAACGUGAACAGCAGCGUCGAGCCAAGCGAGCUCGGGAGAGUUCCAUGAAUUCCCAACUAGCCGCCAAAAAGGCCAAACUCGGCGAGCACAUGCGCCGAGAGAAAGAGCGAUCGGCGGCUGCGGCAGCAGCUUCGGAACCACGACAAAUGGAAAUCGACUACGAUGAAUUGAACGAGCAGAAGGCUCGCUCAAACGUCCUCAACGAGCAGUUCCUGAACGAUAAUCUCAAAAAGGUGGAAGUCGUGGCGCAGCUGGUAUUGAACAAUUUGACCAAGCUUCCACCGGAAGUGUCGCAGCAAUUCCUGCAGAGCUACACUCCGCUGCCCGCUGGAACCACCGUUCCGCAACAGAUUCAGAAAAUUGCGCAGCUCUUCGCACAGCAGAUGACCGACGUGCGGGUUGGCCCGGGCUCGUCGGCCAUGACCAAGGAACCUCCGAUGCGACCGAAAAUCAGCGACGAUGAAGAGCGGAGCAUCAUUCAGGGUCGCCGCCGAGACUUGGACACGGAGAGCCUAGCCGACGAAGAUGCCGACAUGGAUGACACCGAGCUGGACAAGCUUCCGGAAGAGGAACGGAAGCGUGCCGAAAACACCAGGAAGCUUCGCGAAACGCUGGAACGCGUCAAGGGAGGGGAACCCAAGCUGAAGCAAAGGGUCAAAGCUUUCGGUCUGCAGGAUAUCACCAAGCCACAACCGGUCAAUUUGAAGAACAAGUUCCUACUGGAUGCCGUACGGAGGAUAUUGAAGGCCGAGAAGCAAGCUCUCAUCGGAGGGGCUGCUUUCAAGCGGAGGCGUAUCAUAACGGUAUUUGGGUCCUGCUUCAUGCCGUCGGUGCGAAACGUGAUUCUGGAGUUCAUUUACGACGAUAUCAAAAAGCGAAUGGACUUGGCUUUUUCGUGGAUUUUUGAAGAGUACAGUCUCCUGCAGGGGUACACCCGACAUACGUACAUCAAAUCGGAGAUGAAACCGGAUUUCCCGUACACUCAGUUGGUUUUGAACCUGCUAACUAAUAUCAUGGAAAGGCAAGAUUUGCGCGAGAAAGAAUCGUUGCUGAAGAGCAUCUAUCUGGAAUCGCCGCUGAUUCCGGAUGAAGUCAUUAGCCUGCUGAAUCACAUGUGUCAACUAGAAGAAUUAGCAGAUUGCGGAAUGCAGAUAACAAAAGAUUUACUAAUUAGAAGACCACCGAAGGAGAAAGUUUAUUUGGAUAUUCUCUUUAAAUAUUCCGUCUACGAAAAUAGCAUAAUCCGUGAAAAAGCCAUCCACUAUUUAUUGCACAUUUAUUCGGUGCAUCGGAUUCUGACCGAUGAGAUGGAAAAACGAGCACUUCUGUGGCUUGGCUAUCUAGAGCAAGAAACUCCUCCAGAAGAUGUGUUCGCCUUCGAACUGGGUCGCUCGGAACUGCCGCGGAUGUGGACCGACGAGCUGGCCAAAACUUGCCUGGGGCUAUUUUUGGAGAUUCUCGUGUACAACCAGGAAAUGAUUCAUCGGUUGUCGGACGUCUACACCAAAACCACUUCGGACAUGAAGCGCGCGAUGCUAAGGGCCAUAGAAGUGCCAGUUCGGAAAAUUGGCGCCGAGAGCGAGGAGCUACUGAAGCUGAUCGAGAACUGCCCCAAGGGAUCGGAAACGAUUAUUACUAGGAUCAUCUAUAUUUUAACGGAAAAAUCCAUUCCCACCCAGGAACUUGUGAAUCGUGUCCGGAAUCUGCACCAGACCAAAGUGUCCGACGUGCGUCUACUGAUCCCCGUUAUCAACGGCCUUACCAAAAAGGAAAUUUUGGCCGCUCUGCCCAAACUUAUCAAACUGAAUCCGGUAGUUGUGAAGGAAGUGUUCAACCGAUUACUCGGCGUGGGAGCUGAGUACAGUAGCUCAAAUCUUCCGAUCACCCCAGCGGAGUUACUCGUAGCUCUGCACACCAUGGACACCAGCAAAGUCGAACUGAAAUGGGUAGUAAAAGCUACUUCGCUUUGUUUGGCCGAGAAGGAAACUUACACUCAUGACGUCCUGGGUAGCGUAAUACUUCAGCUGGUGGAAAUCACACCUCUACCGACAUUGCUGAUGCGAACUGUUAUUCAAUCUCUCACGCUCCACCCAAGAUUGGCCGGCUUUGUGACCAAUCUGUUGCAGCGUCUCAUCCUGAAGCAGGUCUGGAAGCAAAAAGUCGUUUGGGAUGGUUUCCUCAAGUGUGCUCAACGGCUAACUCCCCAAAGCUUAGGCAUCUUGAUUCAGCUACCAGCAGCACAGCUGCAAGAUGCACUGAACAUUUGUCCCGAAUUCCGAGAACCGAUGUUGGAGCAUGCUCGAGAAAUUAUGGAGCAUCAAAUCGGUCACGUCUCACAGGACCGCAUGGACGUUUUGUUGGGUAUUUCUUCCCAUGCACCGUCCGAGAGGACCGAGCUCCAAGUUGUUGCCAACUUUAACGAGGAAAUUCCAACGACUACGCACAUGCCUGUGAUAAUCAAACAGGAAAAGGACGUGGAACGUCCGGAGCCAGCUCCCCCUGGAAUGGAUUGAACAGGGGUCGUACAAGUAGUGUGUUGUUAAUUAAUUAUUUGAAUACUAUCGUAAUAAAGUAUGAUUCAACGAGUA